Messenger RNA from Dictyostelium purpureum, 1008 nucleotides. RefSeq lists its product as uncharacterized. The record is from RefSeq and is a predicted model, not a curated record. NCBI's taxonomy places the organism in Eukaryota, Evosea, Eumycetozoa, Dictyosteliales, Dictyosteliaceae. The coding region runs from base 1 to 1008 and encodes 335 amino acids. Gene Ontology annotation, molecular function: O-methyltransferase activity. The transcript has 2 exons.
AUGUCUUUUUUACCAAAUAAAAGAAAGAAGGAAGAAAUUGAAAGUGAUGGUGAAGAAAAUAAAGUAGAUUUAGAAAAGUUAAAAAAAGAAUUUAAAGAUUUAUACAGACAAAUUACAGACGAAGAUGACAAAAUUGAUUUUAUAAGUUUUGUAUGUCAACAUUUAAAUGUUACAGUCGAGCCAAUCAAACCACCAAAAGAAGAAAGCAAACAAGACAUUCGUUUACAAACCAUUAUUAGAGAUUUAAAAGAUAUUUUACCAAUUACCUCUGAAGCACCAAAUGAAAAGAUUAUAAUUCCAAAGAAUGUUUCAUUUGAAGGUUACACCAAAGAAAACACAAUUAAUGUCGAUGGUUUCUUGUACACUGAAGAAGAUGUUGACGAAUUAAUAGACGCAGGUGAAUUAAAAAACAAUUAUUGUUCCGACUGUGGUUCAAAAUCAAUUAUACCAACCAAUUUUGUAUCACAUUCAACUACACCAAAUCAAAUUAAAUAUAUGUUUAGUGAAAAUGUUUUAGGUGAUUUAAAGGAUAAGGUAGUAUUGGAUAUUGGAUCACGUUUAGGUUCUUUAUUAUACACAGGUUAUUUAUUUAGUGACGCAAAGGAAUUAAUUGGUAUCGAAAUUAAUGAAUAUUUUUCAAAACUUCAAAAAGAUUUUAUUUCAAAAUACAAAAUGGGUGAUCGUGUAUCUGUAAUUCAUGGUGAUAUUUUAAAACAUAAAGAAAUACUUGCAAAAUCAGAUGUAAUCUAUAUGAAUAAUGUUUUAGAGUUCUUCCAAGAGGAUAAAAAGAAACAUAUCGAGUUUUGGGAAUAUAUUCAAGCUAAUACUAAAUCAAAAAAAGGCAUGAAGAUUUUAACCAUCCCAUCAAUCGAAGAAACUUUUAAAAAUAAUAAAAUCCCAUUAAAAUUAAAAGGUUGGUUAAAGAAAGUACCAUUGGACUCUCCAGUACCAGAAGACGAUAGAACUUUUGAAGACUAUAAAGAAAUUCAUUUAUAUACUGUUGUUUAA